AUGGUACCUCCUACAUCUGAUGAAUAUAAAUCCAUAUUGAACAAAUUUGAUCAAGCCAUGAGAGGACAUUACAAUCAAAUCGUACAUAUACAACGAGUUCAAAAUGAACGAUGGUACAUGCAAUAUUUAGCUCAUAGUCGAGAUUUUCAAAAUCGUCUUCAUGCCGAUACCGAGCAACGAUUAUAUCAUGGAUGUCCAGAGUUAGCAGCCCAUUCAAUUAGCGAAAGUUGUUUCAACAGAAGUUAUGCCGGUAUCAACGGUAUUGCAUUGGGUGCCGGUGUUUAUUUUUCAUCGGAGGCAACUUAUAGUCAUGGAUAUACUAGACCGAAUGCAAAUGGAGAACGUUGCAUGUUCAUAGCUCGUGUUUUAGUAGGAAAAACUACUGGCGGUAAUUCUUCUAUGAAAACCCCACCUCCUGGAUUUGAUUCCACUUCGUCAGGUUCUGCUUUCGUUAUUUAUCAUGAUGCUCAAGCCUAUGCUGAACACUUAAUUACAUACAAAUAG
Rotaria sp. Silwood1 is the source of this 504-nucleotide messenger RNA. NCBI's taxonomy places the organism in Eukaryota, Metazoa, Rotifera, Eurotatoria, Philodinida, Philodinidae. The record is from the annotation of a GenBank genome assembly.